This is a messenger RNA of Pongo pygmaeus (Bornean orangutan), 8137 nucleotides long. Its product is annotated as actin, alpha skeletal muscle-like. Bases 2796 to 3389 code for a protein of 197 amino acids. NCBI's taxonomy places the organism in Eukaryota, Metazoa, Chordata, Mammalia, Primates, Hominidae. The transcript has a single exon. The record is from RefSeq and is a predicted model, not a curated record.
CCGGCAUCCGCCUGGGGACGAGGAGGGCCCAGGGAGAGCCGGAGUCGGGCCGGGCUAGCCUCCGGCCCCGACGCGCAGCAAUCCUUUUCCUCGGGUCUGGCCCGCACGCCUCGCCCAGUCAGCAGAACCCCGCCAUCCAUGCAGUGCCAGUUUGUGCACACGGCUGGGACACGCUCCCUGCUCUCAAUACACCUGGCGUAGCCGGGGAGAGAGUUGUAGGCCAGCAGGAAAGGGCAAGUGGCUGGGAGACUCGAGCUGUGAGUGUGUAGAAGAGGGAAUCCCUUAUCGGAUCUGAAGAGACAUUUUUAUUAAUUCACUGAUUUAUUCUCUCAUUGAGCAAAUGCUUACUGGUCGCUUACCAUAUUCAAGACAUCCUGCUGGGUCUGGGAGCAAGAGUGGGAGUUUGGUUGGGACCACACGAGAUCCUGGGAUGUCAACAUUGGAAGGGCCCCCAGAGAUCUGAGAGUCCAACCCUUUGUCUCAUGUGCCAUCUCAGUUGCAAAGCGGGUUUAGAUCCCGGGUUGUCUGCCUCCCAGACCAAAGUUCUUUCUAUAAUAUCAGCCUUUGUCAGGGGAGAAGCAAGUGCUCUGGUACUACUUGCCGCCUUUUGGGAGGAGCUCUCAUAUGGGGAGAGGUGGUUUGCCCUCCUGCUUCAGCCUUGACAGCUGAUAAACGUAACCCCUCCUCACCAUGCUGGACAGUUUGCCAAGCUCUUAAACACCCAUUUUCUCAGAAUUAAACAUCCAUUUUCUAAGGUAGGUUAUCUUCUCAGAUGGUGAAGUUGAGCUGCUUGUAGCGUUAAGUGUCUUGAUCAGGUUCGCACCCCAAUAAGCAAAGGCAUGAAGAGCUCAGUCUUCUGAUCUAACUUGCUCUUUGCACUACAUCUUAUCUACUCUCACCUGAUGGGAUAGCUUGUUCUCCUAUCAAUAACAGCCAGUGGUGAUGUGGAGAAGGGAUCAUUUGGGGCCUUAGGUGUUGCUGAUUCUAAAAAGAUCGUAGUUUUUGAAUUAUGUUAAAAUACUUGAAUUAUUUUGUGUUUUCAAAUACUUAUGCAUAUAAGAGCAUCCAAAUCUGUUCUUUAAAAAUAAAAUAUUGGGACAGGCGUGGUGGCUCAUGCCUGUAAUCCCAGCAUUCUGGGAGGCAGAGGAGGGUGGAUCGGGAGUUCGAGACCAACCUGGCCAACGUGGUGAAACCCGUCUCUACUAAAAAUACAAAAAUUAGCUGGGCAUAGUGGCACGUGCCUGUAAUCCCAGCUGCUCCGGAAGCUGAGGCAGGAGAAUCGCCUGAACCCGGGAAGUGGAGUUUGCAGUGAGCCGAGAUCGCACCACCGCACUUCAGCAUGGGCAACACAGUGAAACUCCGUCUCAAAAUGAAAUAAUGAAAUAAAAUCUUAGGAAAAUGUGUACAUUAAUUCAUUCAGUGUUCUUCUAACACAUGUGCUAAGUGACCCCUGUGUUCCCAGAUAGUUCUAGGUGAUGCGAAUAUACAGUGAUGAAUAAAGGAGAUAUGGUCUUUACACUUUUGAGAGUUUAAGUCAUAGUGGAAGGAGAUAGACAGUAAACGAGUAAGCUAAUAAAAGAGCACCUGAUUUUGUGAUUAGUGCUGUGAAGAAAAUAAAAUAUUAGUGUGAAAAUAACAGGGGCUGGGUGUGGUGGCUCACGCCUGUAAUCCCAGCACUUUGGGGGGCCCAGGCGGGCAAAUCGCCUGAGGUCAGGAAUUCAAGACCAGCCUGACCAACAUGGAGAAACCCCAUCUCUACUAAAAAUACAAAAUUAGCCGGGGUGGUGGCGCAUGCCUGUAAUCCUAGCUACUCAGGAGGCUGAGGCAGGAGAAUCGCUUGAAUCCGGGAGGUGGAGGUUGUGGUGAGCCAAGAUCGUGCCUUCGCACUCCAGCCUGGGCAACAAGAGCGAAACUCUGUUUCAAAAAAAAGAAAGUAACUGGGAGGGAUACUCAGGAAAUGUAUUGGUUUUCUUAAAACCUGUCUUGUGAUUCUAAACUCUCUUUAGCCUUUCUUAUUCUCAAAAACACCAUUUGUGGCAUGGUCCUCUGCAGAGAAUGGUAGCAGUGUGAGAUGGAGGCACCACAAUCCCUGGUCAUCUGGGCCAAAAGCAGCUCAUAGCCCAUUUCUAUUCAGAUCUGUGUACAGGUGUUCAUAAGACCAAGAUGAAUAAGACACUGUGUUCCUGUCAAAGGGUUCAUGUUCCCUUCUGUGUUAGUCCAUUCUUGCACUAAUACUUGAGACUGGAUAAUUUGUAAAGAAAAGAGGUUUAAUUGACUCAUGCUUCUGCAGGCUAUACAGGAAGCAUAGCGGCUUCUGCUUCUGGGGAGACCUCAGGAAGCUUCCAGUUAUGGUGUAAGGCAAAGGGGGAGGGAGGCAUCUUACAUGGGAUUAGGAGCAAGAGGGAGUGAGGGGGGAGAUGCUACAUACUUUUAAACAACCAGAUCUUGGGAAAACUCACUAUCACGAGAACAGCACCAAAGGGAUGGUGCUGAACCAUUUAUGAGAAAACCAGCCUCAUGAUCCCACCACCAGCCCCCACCUCCAAUAUGGGGACUACAGUUUGACAGGAGAUUUGGUGGGGACAGAUCCAAACCAUGUCACCUUCAAAGGACUCACCUCCAGCAGGAGGGAGAGAAAGGUCAAUUAACCAUUGUAGUAUUACUGUAUAGUGAUGAUUGCAGAGCUAGGCAUAGAUGUGGCGCAAGGAACUGUCACCUGUCUUUGGAGGAGAGAUCAGAGGAGGAAAUGGAACCCAAAGAUCUGUCUACCCCCUCAGAGAUGUUGGUAAUUCUGCAUGAAAAACCAGUUUAGUGCUCGCCUCGGCAGCACAUACACUAAAAUUGGAACAAUACAGAGAAGAUUAGCAUGGCCCCUGCGCAAGGAUGACAUGCAGAUUCGUGAAGCGUUCCGUAUUUUUGUCUCCCUGGACUUUGAGCAAGAGAUGGCCACUACCGCAUCCUCCUCCCUGGAGAAGAGAUACGAGCUGCCCAAUGGUCAGGUCAUCACCAUCAGCAACAAGCGGUUCCAGUGUCCAGAGGCGCUGUUCCAGCCUGCCUUCCUGGGUAUGGAAUCUUGCGGCAUCCACGAGACUACGUUCAACUCCAUCGUGAAGUGUGACGUGGACAUCCGCAAAGACCUGUACACCAAAAUGGGGCUGUUCAGCGGCACCACCAUGUACCGGGGCAUCACCGACAGGAUGCAGAAGGAGAUUAACGCCCUGGCACCCAGCACCAUGAAGAUUAAGCUCAUUGUACCCCCAGAGUACAAGUACUCUGUGUGGAUCAGCGGCUCCAUCCUGGCCUCACUGUCCACCUUCCAGCAGAUGUGGAUUAGCAAGCAGGAGUAUGACGAGUCAGGCCCCUGUAUUGUCCACCGCAAAUGCUUCUAAAUGGACUGCGAGCCGAUGCAUAGCAUUUGCUGCAUGGGUUAAUUCAGAAGUAUAAAUUUGCCCCUGGCAGAUGCAUAUACCUCAUGCUAGCCUCACGAAAAUGAAUAAGCCUUCGAAAAGAAAUUGUCGUUGAAGCUUGUAUCUAAUACCAGCACUGGAUUGUAGAACUUGUUGCUGAUUUUGACCUUGUAUUCAAGUUAACUGUUCCCCUUGGUAUUUGUUUAAUACCCUGUACAUGUUCAGGCUGACAAGUGCUCCUGAACCAGUUGUUUCUGUCCUGCUGGUCUGUCAGGGUUGGAAAGUCCAAGCCAUAGGACCCAGUUUCCUUUCUUAGCUGAUGUUUUCCUGCCAGAACACUGUGGGCUGUUACUUGCCUUGAGUUGGAAGCAGUUUGCAUUUACACCUGUAAAUGUAUUCAUCCUUUUAAUUUAUGUAAGUUUUUUUUUUGUAUGCAAUUCUUGAUUCUUUAAGGAGAUGAAAACAGAUUUUGGUUUUCUACUGUUAUGUGAGAACAUUAGGCCCCAGCAGUACGUCAUUGUGUGAGGAAAAAUAAAAGUGCCUUUGUAACCAAAAAAAAAGGAAAAAAUAAGAAACCAGUUUAAUAGCUGCUGCUACUAAUAAAAACAGCUAAGAUUAGAUGCUUACUCUGUCCUAAACAUUGUAUGUUCACUCACUCAAUCCUAAUGUCAACCUAUGAAAGUAGAUACUGUUGUCCCCAUCUUAUAGAUGAGGAAGUAAGGCUUAGAAGCCAGUGUGGUGCUUUUUUGCUGAGUUAGCCUACCUUCCCAGAUUGAGCUCCAGGAUGAGUGAGUCAUUUAUUCAUUCAUUGUAUGUUUAUAAAGCACCUGUUAUGUACUAGGUCCUGAAUAGAAGGUAGUCCACAAAGCGGCUCUGGAGCUGCCUUCCUGGAGCUUCCAGGCUGACAAACCACUUUGAGGGUGUAUUCUCUGGGGCUUCCAGCCUUUACUCUGAUUUCCAUCCACUGGUGCCAGCACAGCUGUGGCGUGUGGAAUCCUGGUUGGACCGAGACUUCCUCCCAAGCAGAUGAAAGGAAUGGGGGGCAGAGAUGGGGGUGGAGGGCAGUCCUGAGAUCAGGAUGAGCUACUUCCCCAUAAUUCUGAAUGUCCAUCCCGUGGCCUGUGGAUCUUCUGCAACUUAUUCUAUGUUAGUGCAGUCAGUCAGAUGGUGCUUAUGUAUUGAACACCUCGAGAUGACAACAUUGAGCAGCUGCCAAGCGGAAGGCAGGGUCCUAGGCAUUGUGUAAAUGGAUAAGUCUAUCCAUUUAAUCCUCACAAUAGCUCCUCAUUAAGGUAAUUUUUACUAUCCACAGAGAGAUGGGAAUUAGUAACUUGCCCAGAACAAAGGCAAGCCUCAACCCAGAUGAUAUCUGAGCAUGACUUCACUCUUGGCGUUUGUUUGUUGUUUUUAAUUUUUUUUUUCUUUUUUAUUUAUUUUGAGACAGAGUCUUGCUCUGUCACCCAGGCUGGAGUGCAGUGGCGUGAUCUCAGCUCACUGCAACCUCCGCCUCUGGGGUUCAAGUGAUUCUCGUGCCUCAGCCUCUUGAGUAGCUGGGAUUACAGGCACAUGCCACCAUGCCCAGCUAAUUUUUGUAUUUUUAGUAUAGACAGGGUUUCGCCAUGUUUGCCAGGCUGGUCUCAAACUCCUGACCUCAAGUCAUCCACCGGCCUCUGCCUCCCAAAGUGCUGGGAUUACAGGCGUGAGCCACUGAGCCCAGCCUUGGCUCACUGCAGCCUCAACUUCCUGGGCCCGGCCUUGGCUCACUACAGCCUCAACUUCCUUGGAUCAAGCGAUCCUCCAGCUAAUUUUUAGAUUUUUUUAGAUACAGGGUCUCACUGUGUUGCCCAGGCUGGUCUCAAAUUCCUGGGCUCAAGCAAUCCAACUGCCUUGGCCUUCCAAAGUGCUAUGAUUAUAGGCGUGAGCCACAGCACCCAGCCCCAGACUCUACUCUUAAAUGCAGGAUGUUCAUUCAUUAUUUAGUCAACAAAUAUUUAGUGAGUUGCAGCUAUAUGCAGGCACUGCCGUAGUAAACAAGACAAAAUCCUGUCUCUCUUGGAGCUUAUGUUCUAGUGGAGAGACAGCAUGUAAAUAACCAAGAUAAUUUUGGAUAGUAGUAGAUACUAUGAGGGAAGUAAAGCAUUGUAGUGGGAUCUGGGAUUGGGUGGCUGUGCUGGAAGACACUGUUCAGGCAAGACCUCCAAAGGUGACAGUGAGGCUGAGGCCUAAUCAGUGAGGAGUCAGCUGUGCCAUGCUCUCCGGGAAGAGUGUUCCAGACGGACGAGAGGGCAGAUACAGAGAAAGCAUGGGGUGGGAGGAUUCGGCGUGUUUGAGGCCACAAGCAGGCAGUGUAGCUAGAGAGGGGACUGAGAUGAGGUUCAAGGGAUAAUUAGCACCACAGUGUUGGAAGAAGUUUGAAGUGUAUUAUAAGUGUAGUAUGAAGCCAUUAAUAGGUGUUGAACAGGGGAAUGAUGGAAUCCGAGUUCAAUUCUCAAAAGACCACUCUGGCCCCAUCAUCGUCUCAAGCGCUCAAGCUGUAGACCUGGAAGACCCCCAUCCUGUCAGUCGUAAACUCUCCAGCCUUCAUUUGAAAGAUCUUUUGAAUCCAUGUGCUUCUCACCACCCUGCCCCUGAUGCUCUAGUCAGGACCUCCAUCAUCUCUUGCCAGUGGUACAGCAGUAGCCCCUGAGCUGGCCUCUCCCCCUUUCAUUCUUCCAGGCACAUGUACCGCUUUCUUGCUCUGCAGUGUUGUUUUCUGCCUGUUGAUGUUGUGUCCUUUCACAUGUCAAGGUUAAAAGUCACCUCCUCUGUGAAGUCUUUACUGACUCCACCCCAGCCCUAUGUAACUGCUUUUUUAAACUGGGUCUCUGGAGGCUUGGCCUCCACCUCUAGCCAGGUGCUUUGUGCUCGUGCCCAGACAGCAUUGAGGCCAGGACUCGGCCACUGGCCCUGUGAGUUCUCCUUAAACUGGAUUAGUCUCUCCAGCACCCAGGUCCUGUAGGGCCAUGGUUCUUAGAACGCAGGCAGGUCUGGGGUUCCUAUGUGUGACAUAUUGGGGUGCAUCUGAGAUUUGUUGUUGUUUUUUAAUGCCCAUGGUUUUUUAAAAAAGGAACUUUUAUUUCCUGGCAUACACCAUGCUUCUGUUCCAAUUUCUACCCUUGCACAUUCUGUUUCUUCAUUAUUUCCUCAGGGAAGCCUUUCGUGAACUCCCCCACCCACAUUGGUGUCAUGUCCGCCCACCUUUUUUUUUUAACUUUCUUAUUGAGGUAUAAUUUAUGUACCAAACGGUGCACGAAUCUCAACUAUACAGCAGGAAGAAUUUUUGCAUAUCACACACUCAUGUAACCACCACCCAGACGGGGGCUAGAAAGCGAUGCUAAGACCCAGAGGACUCCCCUGUACCCUCCCAGUCAGUUCUACCACAGAUUCCACCCCGCUGUGGACCUCUAGCCAUAGAUGAGUUUUGCCUUUUCUUGGACUUCAUGUAAACAGAGUGCUAUGUUACGUACUCUGUGUAAGAUUUCCUUCAUUCACCCUUAGGUCUGCGAAAGCCUAUGUUGUGUGUAGCAGAAGUGACACUCUUUCAUUGUUAUGGACUAUUUCAAUGUAUAGCUAUACCACACUUAUUCAUCGUACUGUUGUUGAACAUUUGGAUUCUUUCUAGUUGUUUUUAUCAAUUUUAUUGAAUUAUAGUUUACAUACAAUAAAAUGCACACAUUUUAAGAGUACAGUUCAAUGAGUUUUGGCAAAUAUCAUUUCCCAGGGGUGAGGGCAAAGAAGGUUCUGAAAGUGAAACUGCUGAGGCAUAUAGUAUAAUGCCAAACUGUUUUCCAGAAUGGUAGAAACAGGCCGGGUGCAGUGGCUCACUCCUGUAAUUCCAGCACUUUGGGAGGCCGAGGCAGUCAGAUGACUUGAGGUCAGGAGUUUGAGACCAGCCUGGCCAACAUGAUGAAACCUCGUGUCUACUAAAAAUACAAAAAUUAGCCAGGCAUGGUGGUGCACUCCUGUAGUCCCAGCUACUCGGGAGGCUGAGGCAGGAGAAUCGCUUGAACCCAGGAGGCAGAGGUUGCAGUGAGCUGAGAUUGUGCCACCGCACUUCAGCCGGUGACUGAAGCGAGACUCCAUCUCAAAAACAAAAUGGUAGGCCGGGUGCGGUGGCUUAUGCCUGUAAUCCCAGCACUUUGGCAGGCCAAGGCACGCAGAUCACGAGGUCGAGAGAUCGAGACCAUCCUGGCCAACAUGGUGAAACCCCAUCUCUACUAAAAAUACAAAAAUUACCCAGGCAUGGUGGUGCACACCUGUAGUCCCAGCUACUCAGGAGGCUGAGGCAGGAGAAUUGCUUGAACUCAGGAGGUUGCAGUGAGCCAAGAUUGUGCCACUGCACUCCAGCCUGGGCAACAGAGUGAGACUCCAUUUGAAAAAAAAAAAAAAAAUGGUAGAAACAGUUUAUCCCUCCCACCAGCAGUGAAUGAGAGCUCUGAUUGUCCCUUGCCCUCACCUGCAUUGGUGUUGCUGUCGUUUGAGUUACAGCCAUCCUGGCGGGGUGCCGAGGUAUCCCAUUGUGCUCUCUGUUUGCAGUUACCCUUGUCUGUGCUUCCCCAGCCUUCUGGACCACCCUAAUGGCCACUCAUCAAUGAAACGUAAUAUUCACAUGCUUCUGCACUGUAUGAAGGGUCCCCGGCGUCCGUCUAACUGGCUGAAAGAUCUCCUAAGCUCUGUCCCUUCCCCGUCCU